AUGCUUCAGCAGGUGCCCACGACUCAAGCUGCAGAGACAUGGACCAGAGUCUGUGAGACGACACACGCUCCUGCAAACGGUGUCAUUCUUCUUGAGGCCAUGUUGUGUCCUUUGCUGCUGUGCGCUGCUCUUCUCCUCCUGCCGCCCCUGGAGACCCCCGAGGGGCGCUCCCUGCCGCCCUCCAGCGCGGCUCAGUUUGCAGAGCAAUUUCUGGAGCGCUACAAAGACCUUCUGACCCUGGAUGACCUGGAGAACAUGCUGAACAGUCCGCCGGACGAGCAGCCCCCCUCCAGUGGCCCGGGGGGUCAGUCCGGGGAGCAGACCCCGUGGUUGAGGCUGCUCAGGGGGUCUCUGGCCGGGCAGAAGAGAGCUGAGCCCGACCGGCUGCGGAGGGGCUGGAACCGGGGCUGUUUUGGCCUCAAACUGGACCGGAUUGGUUCAGUGAGCGGACUGGGGGGGCGGGGCCUCUCAAACAUAAAAGUCUCUGCGAAAGUCUGCUCUCCCCCACUCACCCACUGGACAGACUCUCACAAACGAGGACUAGACCCACUCAGGCAAAAUGGUGAAAGUUGGCAUCAAUGGAUUCGGCCGCAUCGGUCGUCUGGUGACCCGUGCUGCCUUCCACAACAAGAAGGUUGA
Molecule: messenger RNA, 639 nt
Organism: Knipowitschia caucasica
Lineage: Eukaryota; Metazoa; Chordata; Actinopteri; Gobiiformes; Gobiidae
Source: the annotation of a GenBank genome assembly